AUGCAACAUAGAUUAAGCUUAAAAGAAAACGGCAAGCAACCUACAAUUCAACAUCCUGAUCAUAUCAUCGAUGUAGGCAAGGCAGUAGAGUAUCUGUACAAUCAUCCUACCGAGCAAUACGAUCCCAAGCAGAUUUAUUUGGUGGGUCAUUCAGCAGGCGCUCAUAUCGCCAUGAUGUUGCUGUUGGAUACCAAACUACCCUAUCAUCAGUACAUUGCUGGUAUCAUUGGUGUCUCUGGCAUUUAUGAUAUACCGCUCUUGGUCAAGACCUUCCCUUCCUAUCUCGACUUUAUUGAGCAAGCAUUUGGUUCAGAUCAAACCACAUUUUAUGAAGCAUCGCCUAUCAGCAAAUCAUCAGAUGCACUCAACAAGCAGAAACCCAUCAUCAUUGCUCAUAGUCCUGAAGAUUCAUUGAUUGAUAACGAUCAAGCUCAUGUGAUGGAUCAGCAUUUGAAGACGUUGCAGCAUGAAAAUACAGCACUCGAUAUGACGUUGACGGGAGAUCAUUACGAUAUCAUGAAGACUGAGAAAUUGGAACGACUUGUUAAGCGUUUGCUUGAAUAA
This is a messenger RNA of Mucor velutinosus, 564 nucleotides long. RefSeq lists its product as uncharacterized. Lineage: Eukaryota; Fungi; Mucoromycota; Mucoromycetes; Mucorales; Mucoraceae. The coding region runs from base 1 to 564 and encodes 187 amino acids. The record is from RefSeq and is a predicted model, not a curated record. The transcript has a single exon. Gene Ontology annotation, molecular function: lipase activity.